CAUAAAAAAGAAGACGGUGUGGACAUAUAUGGUCUAGUAGCAAUUGAAAUCUUACCAACCUUAAAAAAUGUCAAAGUUUGGAACCUCACUAUUGGUGCCUUCUGUACAAGAGCUUGCAAAGAAACCCAUCAUAGAAGUUCCAGAACAAUAUCUUUAUCCAAAUCAAGACCCUAUUGUUUUAUCAAAUACAUCUUCACUACAACAAGUCCCAGUCAUUGACCUAAGUAAAUUGUUGUGUGAAGAUGCAUCUGAGCUACAGAAGUUGGAUCAAGCAUGUAAACAAUGGGGAUUCUUUCAGCUGAUCAAUCAUGGAGUCAGUCCUUCAUUGGUGGAAAAUUUGAAGAUAGGUGUUCAAGAAUUCAUGAGUCGUCCGGUGGAAGAGAAGAAGAAACUUUGGCAAACUCCGGAAGAUAUAGAGGGGUUUGGUCAAUUGUUUGUUGUAUCGGAAAAUCAAAAGUUGGAAUGGGCAGAUUUAUUCUUCACUACUACUCUUCCGUCCUAUGCAAGGAAUCCUCGGUUAUUUCCGAAUAUUCCUCAACCAUUCAGAGAUAAUUUAGAGACCUAUUGCUUAGAAUUGAAAAAAGUUUGCAUCACAAUCAUCACACACAUGACAAAAGCUCUAAAAGUUGAACCAAAAGAAAUGCUAGAGUUUUUUGAUGAUCUAACUCAAGCAACGAGGAUGAAUUACUAUCCUCCUUGUCCCCAACCAGAAAAUGUCAUUGGAUUGAAUCCGCAUUCUGAUGCGGAUUGCUUAACUAUCCUUCUCCAAGCCAAUGACAUUGAAGGCCUCCAAAUAAGAAAAGAUGGACAAUGGAUUUCUGUUAAACCACUCGCCGGUGCUUUUGUCGUAAACAUUGGAGACAUGUUAGAGAUAUUGACAAAUGGAAUUUAUCGAAGCAUUGAACAUCGAGCUACGGUUAAUUCAGAGAAAGCGAGGAUUUCCAUUGCUGCAUUUCACAGACCUCAGAUGAGCAAAGUUAUAGGUCCAACACAAAAACUUGUUACUCCUGAAAGGCCUGCAUUGUUCAAAACAAUUACUGUAGAAGAUUACUACAAAGCAUUCUUUUCACGCAAGCUACAAGGGAAAUCAUGCAUUGAUCUUAUGAGAAUCCAAAACGAGAAUAGUACUCGUAAAGGAUCUCACUGAAAGUUCGCGGGAGAUUCUUUCACAAGAGGAUAAAUCUUAGAUACACUUCAACCUCUGCAUUAUAUCUGAGCAUCUAGCAAAGUUGAUCGACAUAUCCUUUAAAAGUUUCGCGUUCUUCAAUAUAUACGAUGAAAAUUGAAAAUCAGCUUCCACAGUUUGAUAAUUUGUAAUAUUGCAUGUUGUAAGAUGAGACGAAACACAUUCAGGAAUAUGAUCUUGGUAUUUCCCAUUCGAA
This is a messenger RNA of Medicago truncatula (barrel medic), 1382 nucleotides long. RefSeq names its product protein SRG1. Bases 68 to 1147 code for a protein of 359 amino acids. The transcript is spliced from 5 exons. NCBI's taxonomy places the organism in Eukaryota, Viridiplantae, Streptophyta, Magnoliopsida, Fabales, Fabaceae. The record is from RefSeq and is a predicted model, not a curated record.